AUGGCGAAAAAACGAAAGAACAAGACCGGCAAGGUCCAGGAUCGGGCCGCCGACGACCAGCCGGAGGACGCGGUUGCAGAUCAGCACGUGGACAAGACGGAAGACUCGGAACCAGACAAUCAGGAGCACCCAGCCACGGGCCCAAAUGACGAGAUCCAGGACCCGGCGGGCGACAAGGUGGAAGACACGGUGGACAACGUGGAAAACGCGGACGACACGGACAAACCGGACCUGGAUGAAUCAGACAAAUCAGUCCAGACGGGAUCACAAGACUCACGCAACUCGGAAAAGACAGAUCAAAAGACCGAAUCAACCGCCGAAUCAACCGAAUCAACCGAAUCGACUGAAUCGACCGUUCCGAACAAACCCAAUCUCUUUUCUCUUUCUGACGAAGACGAUUCCGAAGACGAGCCGUCGGAGUCGUCGGAGCCGUCAGAGCCGGUCAACCCUGUACCUGUCGAGACUGUCGAGUCUCCCGUCAAGACCCAACCUGAGAACAAGGGCUCGUCUCUCAAUGACUCUUCUAUCAAGAGCUCUUCUACCAAAAGCUCUUCGUCUCUCAAGGACUCGUCUAUCAAGGACAGAUCGGAGGUGACAGUUCCCUCCGGCGAGUCGGACUCUUCAGAUUCGGAAAUGGAGUUCCCCAAGGUGGUUUCCGAACCUCCUAGACCGUCCACUCCCAAUACCACAUCUCACGCUGAAGAUCCAGAUCAGACACCCGUGGCUCGGGGCGGCCAGAGAAGCCCCCAUGUGACCAUGGACUCGACUGCAUCCCUGACAACCCCCACGGACUACGAGCGUGUGUACCGACGUCGAAAUACCGCCAACAGCACGCGGUCUCGGAUGACCGUGCGAGUGGACACUGCCGAUCUGCAAUCGCAGUCGCCCACACCCAGCAACGGCAUUUCCAUCGACUCGUUUCUGGAGCAGAAGGAGCUGUCUUUCCGGCUGGUCACCUGGAAUGUGCACAACCGGGCCCCUCCUGUUAUUGAGGACGAGCAUCUCGAUUCGCUAUUUUUGCCCCAGAGCGACAUUACUGUUCUUGCGUUGCAGGAGGCUGAUCCGGUCAGUGGUCUUGUAAGUACUGCUCAGACUCUCAAUGGAUGGAAGGCGGCGGUGCUGGAGACCCUCGAAAAGGCCAAUGAGGAAAAUCUUCAGAAGGACGAGACUGUAGUCACCGCCGAGGAGGUUGAAGAGGAGACGGAUAAUGAUAAGACGGAGAAUGAUAAGACGGAGAACGAUAAGACUGAGAAGAGCGACAAGUCGGAGUCAAGUGACAAGUCUGACAAGAAAGACAAGAAAGACAAGUCCGAGAAGACUGACAAAGCUCCAAAGACUGAGACUCAUAAAAAGUCCGCACCCUCCGACACAGAAGAAUCUGGAUACGAAUCGUCGGCCUCUGGAUACGAGUCGUCGGCCUCCAACAAUCACGCCUACUACGACCCCUACUCCAACUAUGUUGUUUCGUCCAACCAGCUGAUUGGUCUGCUGAUCAUUGUGAUUGCCCGCAAGUCGCUCAUGAGCCAGAUUUCCGACGUUCGAGUCAAGUCAGCUGGAACAGGUCUUCUGGGAGUGUGGGGAAACAAGGGAGCUGUUCUUGUGGAAAUGCAUAUUGGCCGAGAAGCCACCAGCACGCAGUCUUCCAAGGGCGACUUCUUUGUGCCCGGAACACGAGUCUGUUUCCUCAACUGUCAUCUUUCAGCCGGAGACAACAACGUUGUUCGGCGACGAUGGGAGAUUGACCAGAUGUACCGACGCCUGGAGCUUCCUGGGCGUCCCGAAUGGUAUGCCAAGGUCAAGGAAAACAAGGACAGCAACAGCAGCACUGCCUCUCUGGCUACUGAUGAUGCCAGGUACGCCGAUUACAAUGCAUCAAGCGAGUUUCUGGGCAAUGCCACAGAGUCUUCCGAGAGCGAUGCUGACGAGAAUGAAAGUCUUCGUGGACCUUUCAGUGCAGCUACCACUAUCACCGAAAUGUCUCCCAAUCUGAACGGACGAGGAUUCAACGAUACCGAAAGUGUGGUUUCAGCUGAUUCUCGUGCGGGAGGCGUCUUUGACUGGUCUAGUGAUGCCGCUGCCGCCGGUGCCCAGCGACCUGCUCGACCACAUGAAAACUCCAACCUCAGUGUGGUCAGUGAAGCUGUUUCUGCCAGCUCACCUCGAGGCGACCCUCGAACCAUCAUCUUCUUCCUCGGAGAUCUCAACUACCGAGUGGACAAGACUCACGAGGAGGCCCUGGAGAUGAUCGAGAAGAACGAUUUCGCCGGCUUGCUGGCUCACGACCAGCUUCUCAAAGAUACCAGAGACGGCCGUGUUCUCGCUGGUCUCAAUGAGUACCCCAUCAACUUCCCUCCCACAUACAAGUACGUUGAGGAUACCGUUUCCGAGCUGGACACUCUACGAACUCCUUCCUACACUGACCGAAUUCUCUCGCGAGCCUGGGGAGGCUGUGAGCUUGUUCAGAAGGGAUACCACAGUCAUAUGGAGUACACUGUCAGUGAUCACAAGCCUGUUUCGGCCGAGUUUUCGCUAUCUCUGCCUCUGAUUGACUUUGACAAGCGCGCUCAGAUUGUCAACAACUAUCUCAAGUCUGUUGGUGUUCAGGAGAACCUCGACCGGCCUGCCGUCACUGUUUCCCCCAUGAGCCUCCGUGUCCAGCUUGCCGUGUUGACCACCCAAACUGUUCCUCUGGUGAUCCACAAUACUGGUCACACUACAGCUCACUGGGAGAUUUCCCAGACCUCUGGAUUCGACGAUGAUAGCAAGGACAAGAAGGACUCGUCGCCCAGUAUCACCCUUUCCAGCACCACGGGCCAGCUUCUUCCGGGUGACCAGGAAGUUGUUGAGGUCACCUUCUCGGCUGCCAUUGGAGCGCCCUCUUGCGACUCGUUUGCAAUUGUGCAUGUCAAGGACUCCAAGGACAUUUUUGUCGACACUGGCUACGAUGUGAUGCCUUCAUGUUUCGGCUCAGACCUCGAUUACCUGUCCAGAUUGCCUAACGGAGCUCGAAACGGUCUGUCAGACGGCGGAAAAGUGGUCAGCAACAUGCCUCAGGAGAUUUGGAAGUGUGUGGAUUACCUGUGGUCUGUUGUCGAUCGGGACGGAGAAGGAGGAGGCGACGGAGACAGAUCUGCUCGUCCCAGUAUCGAGAAGCCUGGAACAGCUGCUGUGUCUCGAGAGUCUCCCAAAUCACCUUUGGUUGGCCUCUUCACGUCCCCUGGUGACCCGCAUCUGGAGAUGGAUAUUCGAGAUUGGCUUGAUACCGGGUCUCCCUUUAACGUGGAGACUCUUAACGACAACCCUCUGGGUCCACAGUCUGUGGCUUCUCAGCUACAUUUGCUGUUGGCUUCUUUGUCACAGAGAAUCAUUCCAGAGUAUGCCUAUCUCUCUGUGCCUGAAAAAACCAUCGCAGCAGGCACGGGAAGCCGAAUUCCGUUUAUGGGAGGAGGAGUGGACAAUACUGCGGACGUGGCUGCCCAUAUUCUGGAGGCUGUGCCCAACGUGAAUGCCAACGUGAUGAUUUACAUCUGCUCCUUCAUCCGUCUGUUGGUAGACAGAAAGGCCAUGACUCUCAAGACGGCACUGGACGUGUUUGCACCUUUGCUGAUGGACAGUCCCAAACAAGGAGGCGUGUCCAAGGUGUGGAAGAAGAGUCCAAUCAGUUCUGCAAAGCUCCUGCAGCACAUGAUCGAUACUUAUUAG
Messenger RNA from Yarrowia lipolytica CLIB122, 3702 nucleotides. RefSeq lists its product as uncharacterized. Gene Ontology annotation, biological process: phosphatidylinositol dephosphorylation. The record is from RefSeq and is a predicted model, not a curated record. Gene Ontology annotation, molecular function: phosphatidylinositol-4,5-bisphosphate 5-phosphatase activity. Lineage: Eukaryota; Fungi; Ascomycota; Dipodascomycetes; Dipodascales.